Messenger RNA from Topomyia yanbarensis, 1874 nucleotides. Its product is annotated as O-phosphoseryl-tRNA(Sec) selenium transferase. Gene Ontology annotation, molecular function: tRNA binding; O-phosphoseryl-tRNA(Sec) selenium transferase activity. Bases 192 to 1607 code for a protein of 471 amino acids. The record is from RefSeq and is a predicted model, not a curated record. The transcript is spliced from 3 exons. Gene Ontology annotation, biological process: selenocysteine incorporation; conversion of seryl-tRNAsec to selenocys-tRNAsec. Lineage: Eukaryota; Metazoa; Arthropoda; Insecta; Diptera; Culicidae.
CGCGCAGCUCUGUUACCGUAUAUUCGAUAUGUUGGUUUGUUUACUUUCACGAAAUCAGAAAUAAAAAUAUUAUCAAUGAAUAUCACAAAUGCGUUAUCACAAUCUGGUGUUUUUUAAGCCAAAGAUCAUAAUUGCUGAUGGAAUAAGUGAAAGUAAUGUUGUGCUGUUGGAAUGGAUAUUAGUUUUGCACUAUGAACGAUUUCACCCUAAAGUCAAUAGCUGCAGACUUGGCACCGGCUAAUUAUUUGUCGGUAGCGAGCAAUGCCCGUGUACAUCGCGACAAGCUUAUUAAACUUCUCUUGGAAAAGAAAAAAAUACCGGAAGAUGGCUGGGAGAAUACUACCAUAGAGUACUUCAUCGGCGAGCUUUCUCUGAUGGACAGCAACAAUUUUCCCAAUCGUUACGGUGUAGGCGAGCGUGAGGCCAGAAUAGUUUGUGAUAUGGUUCGCCAACGACACUACAACUUUGCUCACGGGAUCGGACGAUCUGGCAGCCUAACUGAGGCUCAGCCCAAAGCAACAGGAUCCACGGUCAUGAAUAAUUUAACGAAUAGCCUUGUGCUGGAUUUGAUCCACGAAGUGGGUAUCCGAAGCUGCAAGAAAGCAAUUCUCGUUCCACUGGCCACGGGAAUGGCCGUAAUGAUGACGUUACUUUCGCUGAAGGCGAAACGACCACAAGCUAAGUACGUGUUGUGGUCAAGAAUUGACCAAAAAUCGUGCUUUAAAAGCAUUCAGACGGCAGGCCUUAUACCUGUCGUCAUUGAUACCAUUCCAGUGGAGGAAAAGGGCGAUGCUAUGUUUGGAACCGAUCUGAAAGAAUUUCGGAACAAAAUAGAACAACUUGAUGCGAGCAAUAUUUGCUGUGCCCUUUCGACGACCAGUUGUUUCGCACCAAGAACGUGCGACAGUAUUGUAGAGCUGGCCAGCUUGUGUCGGGACAAUGACAUUCCACAUGUGGUUAACAAUGCCUAUGGGUUACAAAGUACUUACCUGACACAUCAGCUAGAGCAAGCAGCUCGAGUAGGUCGAGUGGAUGCGUUCGUUCAAAGUACAGAUAAGAAUUUAUUGGUUCCGGUGGGAGGAGCAAUCAUAGCAGGUUUUGACGAAAACGUAAUCAACCUGGUUUCUGAGUCUUAUCCAGGAAGAGCAUCCAGUUCUCAAACAUUAGAUGUACUUAUAACACUACUGUCUCUGGGAAAGAAUGGUUAUCGCAGACUGGUCGCCGAACGAAAGGAGCUUCAUCAAUACCUUCUGAGCCAAAUGACAACCUUAGCGAAAACAUAUGCUGAGUUGGUGGUGUCCGGGAAGAACCCAAUUUCGUUAGCGCUUACGCUAACAAAUUUCGCAACAAAUCCGCAGAUGAUUGGUUCCAUGUUGCACCGAAGAGGUGUCUCCGGUUGUCGAGUGGUAAGCGGAAGGGAAUCAAAAACCAUUGGAGGCCACACGUUCCAAGCAUGGGGUUCUCAUAAUGGCCUUGCUGGAGUGCCGUACCUAACGGCGAGCGCAGCACUCGGUAUAAGUCGCGAGGAAGUGGAUGGGUUCAUUAGUAAACUUAGACAAGUACUGCAGGAACGGGUAGAAAAUGUAGUAUCUGUCACAAAAGCGUGAAUGAUGGAAUAAAAAUAAUGUGAAAUAUUGUUUUACCCCUCCGGAAGUCGCGCUUGUGGCCCACUGACCGAGCAGCCGCUGGUGCUCUGAGACGAUUUCGCUAGAUUUUCAGAGCAGCGUGCACUCAGUGCACUAGCGCCAGUGCCGGAAGGGUUAAUGAUUAUGUAGAUUUUGUUUUAGUGAACACGAUAAACUUAAUGGAAAAUAGUCAACCACCUUAAAUUGAAAAAAAACUGCAAAAAAUUCUUUCUUCGUAAUUAGCAGUAA